Messenger RNA from Pseudozyma flocculosa PF-1, 1797 nucleotides. RefSeq lists its product as uncharacterized. Bases 1 to 1797 code for a protein of 598 amino acids. NCBI's taxonomy places the organism in Eukaryota, Fungi, Basidiomycota, Ustilaginomycetes, Ustilaginales, Ustilaginaceae. The record is from RefSeq and is a predicted model, not a curated record. The transcript is spliced from 6 exons.
AUGGUCCACCUCCGCCUCAACGACCCCGACACAUCUCGCAACGAGCACAUCAACUAUAUCACAGCAUUGCCCCACUUCCCGGACCAUGAAGAGGCGAGACGAAGGCUAUGCCAACUGGCCGCCCAGGUCAAGCCCGUCAUGAAAAACCACGGGUUCCAAAUCAACUCUCUCGAGGAGUUCGAGUGGAAUCGCGAGUUCGCUGGGCGCAACUGGAACGCCGGCGAGAACGUCGAGCUGGUGCUCCGCCGGCAGGACGGCUCGUUCGCCCCGCUGCAGUGGGUGCUCAUGGUCUUCUGCCACGAGCUGGCGCACAUCAAGCACAUGAACCACGUACCCUCGCUUCACGGCAAGCUCGACCGCGAGCUCAAGCAGGAGUGCAAGGACCUCCAGUCGCGCGGAUACUUUGGCGACGGCUUCUGGUCGGCCGGCCAGCGGCUGUUUGACAAUGUUGUCGUCUCUGGCGCGGGCAUGAAUCAGCUCGAAGGCCUCCCGCAGUACUCGUGCGGAGGCGCAUACCGCAGGCAGACGAAACGCAAGCGCACCGGGACCGGAGCGGGUAGCAAGCGCAAGCGUCGGGGCUUCAAGGGCCCCAGCUUGCACACCGGAGCGCAGACGGCCGCCAAUACCAAGGGCGGCCGCCGGCUGAACCGCGAGCUGCCGGGCCAGGGCAGCCGCGUGGACUCCCUCAACUUCAUCCCAACAGCCUCGGCGACGUCCAAGAGCUACAAGGACGACCCCAACUCGACGUUCCGCAAGCGCGCGACCAGCCACCAGGCGCGGGAGCUGCGCGCUGAGGCUGCCAUGCGGCGGCUUGGGCUCGGAAGGUUCAAGGCGGAGCCGACGGCGGAGGAGCGGGAUGACAAGAAGGACGAAAAGAAGCCAAAGCUCGAGACGGCAGCGACGACGACAACGGCGACUAGGACAGCCGGUCAGUCGACCCUUGACGGCUUCCUUCCGCACCCGAGCCCGGCAGAUGCCGGAGACGACUCGGAGACCGAGACCGAGGAGGAGCCGGACCGGGACCCGAACGACGGCUUCCUGAUCCUCGACGGAGGCGGCUCUGGCGCCGGCGAAGGAGACGACGACAGCGACGAGACCGAGACGGAGCCCGAGCUCGACGGUGCCGCCGCCGCGGCGGGGAGCAGCCAAGGCAAGGUCAAGAGGGAGGCCGAGACGCAGGCCAGCGGCGAGACGGAUGCGCAGCGACGCGAACGCGCCCGCCUCUAUCGCCAGCACGAGCGGGCGCAAGGCGCGAACGUCCGACUCAAGACGACGAGCGAGGAGUGGUCGGAGUGGUUCCAGGUCGUUCAAGAUCAGCCCAGAUCUGGCGACAUCCAGGCCGGGGCCGAGGAGGAGGAGGCGCACGGCGGAUCCGGCAAUGCUGGGUCGAGUCGACCAACGGCCGAGCAGCGAACCGCACCGCCAUCACCUGCGGCUCCGGUGGUUGUCGAUGACACAAAACAAGUGACAGCGGUCGCGGCAGCGCCGAUCAAGGUCAAGGCCGAGGAUGCCAUCGCCAUCUCGGACAGCGACGAGGAAGACAGGGGCGAGAUCGCACCGCCUGGCUUGGGCUCACGUCUGGCGCCGGCCGCCUCCCCAAGUCUCGGCGUCUCCGCUGGGCGAUCGAGUACGGCAAAAGCCCCGAUGCCGGCGGCGGCGCCUGCGCCCAGGCAGCAGACGGGCGAGUCCGGGGCCCAAGUGUGGCAGUGUCGGAUUUGCACGCUCCUCAACCCGCUCGUGGCGCAGCGGUGCGAGGCGUGCGAUACCUCUCGCGGCUCGACGCUGCUGGGACAGUAG